AUGAACUUCCAGUUCAUUAAUAACGAAUCGACGAAUAAUCCUGGCUCUCGUAAGGCUAUACGCAGCCAUGUGAUGAAGGGCAAGAACACAGGCCGUAUUAUCCAGGGCCGUGGACGGAGACAUGCUGUGCCUCUGGGGGGUGACUUCUUCAAAGAUGUACAUCUGGCUGAGCGUAAUGAGGAUGUUGUGGAUGCUGACGGGAGUACAUUAAUAUUUCCAGAGGUCACUCUUAUAGAUACUACCCACACACCCAACAACCCAUUUGCGGGCGAGGAGUAUACAUACUUUUCUUUCCCAGUCCAGUUCACUUCAUCGAUGCGAUAUUCUGUCUACGAAUUCAACACGAGUAUCUGUAACGUUAUAUACCCAUACGCCUUCUGUCGGCCUACAGAGGAGAUCGGCUCCCCAUGGUUCAAAUUCAUGGUAGCAGAUCCAGCUUGCUUGCACUGUCUUUUAGCCAUGACAGUAACAUACCUCAACAUCAUGAGCAAAUCCGAAAGACCAGUAGAAAGCCUUGAAGCGACCCGUCACUUUACCCAAACACUCCGCCUCUUGAAUCCGAGACUCUCACAGCCAUCAGCCGCGAAGGAAGACGCCAACGUCGCCAUCAUCAUCUCCCUGGCGAUACACUCAAACCUUACACAAGAUCUCCACGCCAGUGCGAUGCACCUCGAUGCACUACAACGUCUGCUCGGCCUUCGCCCUGGCGGUAUCUCCGGCAUACGCGAGUGCAACCGCCCGCUAGUCCAGAAGAUCUGCCGCACCGACGUCGAACUCGCCGUGGCGCAAGGCACGAGACCUCGCUUCAGCGACGCAGGACUCACAGCUGUCGCAGCGGGACCGACAUCUGCGAGAAGACUCGCGUACCCCUUGAACCAAACAAGCCAACUCCUGCAAAGAGUCACUCGCGAACUCCUUGCGCUGUGCCGGCGGCCAGGAAGGACCAAGAUGGCGGCUUUGCAGUACCAGGAUGUGCUGAUCUCGAUGUGGCAGCGUCUGGUCGAAUUUGCGCCGUUGGGUGGCACGAGGCCGCGUGAUCUGUUGGACGAUGUGUGGCAGCUCGCAUUGUUGGCUUUUUUGGUCACUGUCAAAUGGUCCACGAGUUACCUGAGGGCUUUGCACUGUAAACUCUUACACGAGCUGCUUCGGGAGCAUGUUGAGAGUCGUGCUAUGGUAGCUAGAGGGGCCGAGUAUCGAAGCCUGUGGCUGUGGAUUGUUUUUGUGUAUGCGCUUUCGUUGCCGGAUGAUGAGCGGAGAGGGACUCUUGGAGAGAUCAGGGGGGUGGCACGUGAACUUGGAAUAUCGGAGUGGGGAGACUUAAAAACACUGUUCAAGCCAUUUCCUUGGAUAGGCAUUGUCCAUGAUGUUACAGGACAAAGUCUAUGGGAGUUGGCAAUGGGCGAUGACUCGAUCGAGCGCCCAUGUGAUAGUGAGCCCUGA
Messenger RNA from Fusarium sp. VM40, 1440 nucleotides. NCBI's taxonomy places the organism in Eukaryota, Fungi, Ascomycota, Sordariomycetes, Hypocreales, Nectriaceae. The record is from the annotation of a GenBank genome assembly.